UAUUAACAUGUGUUUUGGCAUUUGGUAUGAUAGCAGUUUAUAGUUGGAUGCUUAUUGAAGGCAUACAUUUAAUGAAUAUAUUAUUCUUAACAUUUAUUGUUAGAAGAUUUCGUUUCACUUGUUAUAGUAUUAUUGGUUGGGGUAUUCCAGCUGUGUUGACAUCCUCUUGGGCAAUAGCGAAAUCAGUUAAAUUAGGAUAUGCACAUCUAUGGACUGAACCAACAAUAUCAGAUCCUGAAGGAAUACUUGUUGUCACAUCAAUUCUGAUUACACUCGCAGUAAAUUUUCUCAUCAUGUUCAUUACAUUAUUCAUGUUAUUGACAAAACUUCAUGGACAACCAACUGGUAUAGCUGGUGGUCGAAAAUCUCGUGGUUGUCGAACAAAUCUACUUAAAGAUCAACGUUCACAUGGAACAUGUCCGUUGGGAAUAAUGUCAAAUAAUCCAAUGACAUUAAGUAAAACAAUAACCACUCUAACAAUGACACCAUUACAACAAGGACUAAACAAAUCGGACAUGGAAUUGCAGGUGAACAAACAGAUCACUAUAAAACAACAGGGAAUCGAGACAAUCAACUGUUAUAAUAAUAAUAAUAGUCCAGUGAUCACUACUAAUACUACUACUACUACUAUGACUACAACUACGACUACUACUACUAUCAAUGAUAAUAAUCAGUUUGACAGUAAUGCUGAAAUAAUGAAUACCGAUAAUCAAACAUCCAAUGUAUUGCCUAAAACAAUCACAAUGCCAACGAAAACUAUACGAAUAGCAGAAGAUAAUGUGACAGGGAAAACCGAUAAGAAAGUGACCAAAACAAAGAUUUUGAAAUCUUCUUUGAAAAAUUCCAGUGAUGCAUUUUGUCCAGUUGCUACAAGUAUUACUGCAUCAGUGAAUUCAACUAUUUCACAAAGUCAACCUGUUAAAUAUGAUGCGAAAAAUACUAUGGCAAAUGAAGUCGACGCUAAUAAUAAUAAUUCAAAUAAUUAUAAUCGAAAAGUUUCUAAAAUGCCUUCGAUGAACCGACGGAAAGUUAGCAAACUCUUUCAACGUAAAAGUAUUGAUAGUAAUUUUUUAUCAUCUACAAUUAGUAUAAAAGAAAUUAGGAAAGCUAUCAAAGCUAUUAUAUUUUUGAUGCCAUUAUUGGGUUUUUCCCAAUUAAUAUUCUUAAUACCUUAUAGUAAAGAAUUUGGUCGAGUAUUUGAUUAUAUCAAUGCAAUUAUGCUUUCUACUCAGGGUUUCUGGGUUACGCUCAUUUAUUGUUUCCUCAACUCUGAAGUUCAACGUGUCCUUCGUACAAGAUGGAGUGUAUUAUGUUCAACUUUUAGAAUGCAGUCGACAGAACGUAUUAGACACAAUCAAUCAUUGAUCACUAAUCCAAUUUUAUUAUCAAAUAAUAAUCAUGAUACAGAACGUCAAUCACAAUCUUAA
Messenger RNA from Schistosoma turkestanicum, 1427 nucleotides. Lineage: Eukaryota; Metazoa; Platyhelminthes; Trematoda; Strigeidida; Schistosomatidae. The record is from the annotation of a GenBank genome assembly.